AGAGAAGCAGGUAAGAAGCUGGAGCACACAUGCAGGUGAGAACUGGAGGGGAGGUGGCACCCAGAGUGUUGGGGCUCUAAAGCAUGUGGGGUGAGACCCUCAGGCAGGGUGUCCCUGGCUGCAGCCUCUCUGGGACCCUCUGUUUAUUGGAUGCCUGUGUCUCAGUGAUUUGUCCAGAGUAAAGGUGAGGCUGAGGAGUGUCCAGGCACCCUGGACAUCAGGAGCAGAGUGGAUCUGUGUCUCUCCAGGUGCCUCCCACCAAGCUCCAGGAGGAGCAGGUGCAGCAGCUGGGUUCUUCGGUGUGAACUGAAUGGGAAGAAGAGAACAGAGCAUUCUUUCUUGUCAUCUGAUCAUGAUGUCCAACAACAACAACAAAAGACAGUGACCAGAACAAUUGUCUCCUGAGGCCCAUCCUAGGAAUGAGCCAUGCUGGCCUACUCUGUAACAUCCUCUGGCCUGUUUCCCAGAAUGCUCUGGGCCCUCCUUCUACUGGCAGCCUCCCUGAAUGCCUAUAACCAUGUCUGGGACAAACCUUGUUGCACUGAGCAUGAAGUAUCUGUAAACAGAGGCAGCCGCGUGGUGAUGGCCUGUAAUAUCUCCAACAAUCUCAGAGACGUCACCAUUGAGUUGGUUACCAGUAAAAAGACUAGCAUCAUCUUCAAUCAAACGCCUCCAGGAAACUACUCUAAGGAUUCAUGGCAGCUUCAUAUUCAAGGAGGCCAGGCCCAGCUGGUGAUCACAGAUGCUCAGGGCAAACACUCAGGGGAGUACUGGUGGAAGCUGCGUGGAUUCCAGGCAGAGUUCAAAAACUUCAACCUGAUUGUUAAUGCCGCAGACAGACAGAAGACAGAGGACUUGCCAGUCACUAAGGUCCCUGAUAAGCCCCCAACUGCAGUGCGGACAGAAGUUAUCAUCAUCAUCGCCAUUGCUACCACCAUCAUCAUCACAGGAAUCGGUGUAUUCGUUUGGUACAAGCAAUUCCCUGUAGCUCCACAGAUACAAAUGUCAGUACCUUGUCUGAUUCAUGGGUCUCCUGGUAUCCCCUACCUGACACUGCCCCCCUAAAGUCUCCCAAUUCCUGCCUCAAAAGAUACUCAAGGGACCUUAGUAGCUCCAAACAUCAGGCUACAGAGAACCUCACCUGGCUAUGGCUGACAAUCCAAGCCCUGAUUGACAAGAUCACAGGAACUCUCUGUCUCCCAAGCCCUCAUUUUGACCUUGGGACAGGUAGACGUCAGAAUGGGGUCUGUACUCCUCAGGUUCCUCCCAAGACUCCAGGACAAUUUGCACUGAGGACGGCACUGUGGUUUUUAACUGAGGAUACCCUGGAAGUUGUCUGAACCCCUCCUGUACUCAAAACGUAGACUCUGUUGGGGCUUGGGGGACAUCAAAGUAUUUCAGAGUAUCCCAAGUGUGCGUGGUGUACCUGCUUAUUUGUGUAAGCUCUUUGUGCUGCAGCAUCUGUGCCUCACACAGGCCCAAGCCAGGGUCUCAGGCAGCUUUUCCCUCUCCUCUCCCCUUCCUUCCACAUGCCUUUCCUUUCUUCCUCCCUCUCUGACUCCCUCUUUCUCCGGAUGAGGAGGCUCACAGCCUUAUGGGCGAUUGGAACCUCAGGGGUAGCCCCCUGAAGAAUGACCUCCCAUUCUUGGAGGUCCCAGAACAAGGCCAACACCAUGGACUUGGAGUCCCUGUAACCCUACAAGCAUCCAUGGACCUAUCACCACCCACUGGCAACAGCAAGGAAGAACCUUGUUUGUAUUUGCUAGGCACAGUAGCCCAUGUCUCACGUCUGGGGAGAAGCACGGAAUCCCAUCAUGUCCUGCGCAGAGACAGGGACAGGCCUGAUGAUCCGGGCCUCUCUGGCUCUCAAUAACACACUUUCCCCUGUGAUCGAUACCUGCUUACUCAGAUCCUCGAUUUUUCCCAAAAUCAGCACGGCCCUCGACCCUCAGGGUUUAUCCACCCUGCCUUUUAAAGGAGGCCUGAGGUCCUUCCCUGCUAAACUCACUUCACUUCCCUAUGGUCUCCGGUGCCAGCAGGGGCUUGUGGGAGAUUCAGUACCAGCUUUGCUCCUGGCACAUAGAUCGUGUCUUCUGACUCACAGCAAUAGUUAGUUUCCCAGGUCUUGCUGUCAGGGUCCACGGUCUUAUGUGAGAAAUAGAGGUCCAAAAUGAUGCAUCACCACAUUCCUACCACUAGGUGGUGGUGUGGGCCUGUCUGCGGGGAAACCUCAGGGACAAGGAGCUCACUGAGGGGCCGAGGCCUGCUAGUGGGCACCGCUUUUGUGGGAGGAUAGCUGGACCUUCAAAUUCCCCAUGAACCUCUUUGUAGACCCUCUCCCUGACUCUCUACUUACCUCCGCCCUCACCUGCUGUUCCUCUCGGGCUAGUUUAUCUUCUUUACUCUAAUACCAACUUGAACAAUUUAGUCUUAAAUACACUGUAAUUCAUUCUUCAGUAAAAUACUUCAUGAUGCAAAUCUUAAAUAAAUAUAGUAAGUCAAUGAUUCUAUAAAGCCA
Mus musculus (house mouse) is the source of this 2518-nucleotide messenger RNA. RefSeq names its product secreted and transmembrane 1B (gene Sectm1b). Gene Ontology annotation, cellular component: extracellular region; plasma membrane. Lineage: Eukaryota; Metazoa; Chordata; Mammalia; Rodentia; Muridae. The record is from RefSeq and is marked validated. The coding region runs from base 427 to 1065 and encodes 212 amino acids. Gene Ontology annotation, biological process: immune response. Gene Ontology annotation, molecular function: cytokine activity. The transcript is spliced from 4 exons.